Molecule: messenger RNA, 1524 nt
Organism: Pyrenophora tritici-repentis Pt-1C-BFP
Lineage: Eukaryota; Fungi; Ascomycota; Dothideomycetes; Pleosporales; Pleosporaceae
Product: SUA5, putative translation factor (SUA5)
Biological process (GO): regulation of translational fidelity
Cellular component (GO): cytoplasm
Molecular function (GO): tRNA binding; double-stranded RNA binding; nucleotidyltransferase activity
Source: RefSeq, a predicted model, not a curated record
AUGCCCAAUCGACAUCCCCGCAUACCAAAUGUCAAUCUCACAAAGCUCUGCUCAUAUUCUGCUCCGACACGUUCUUUGGUGCAAGCCGCCGCAUCAAAGCGCUGCCACGUCCCGGUUACCACGCUGAGGGCUCCGGCUACGUUCUUCACGCCUACACCUUCCAAGCGCAUGGCCGGAACUAUGUCUGAUUCUGCAAUGAAACUCGUGGACCCCCAGAAAUUGGGCAAAAUCACCUUCAGGAGGACGGAUGAUUUGAUUGAUGAGUGGGAUAUUGAAUAUGAUGAAUCAGAGGGGUCUGAGCAUGCUGGCAUCAUGAAGAGGGCGGCAAAAGAGCUGCAAGAUACCAACAACCCGGUGGCAUUUCCUACCGAAACCGUAUACGGACUCGGCGCAGAUGCUACAAGAAGCGCAGCUGUAAAGGAAAUAUUUGCUAGGAAGGGAAGGCCGGCUGAUAAUCCUCUGAUUGUACAUGUGCACUCGCUACCGCAGUUGCGAGCCCUGUUAGCAGGAAGACUGGAAGCUGAAGGCGACGGGAAGAUUUUGGGCAAAGAUCCGAUUCCUGAAAUCUAUAGGCCGGUGAUUGAACGCUUCUGGCCUGGUCCAAUUACUAUCAUCCUGCCGGUCCCCCAAAACUCGAUCCUCGCGCCAGAGGUUACUGCGGGUCUCUCUACCUUUGGCGCACGUAUGCCCCGUUCCAUCAUCGCAUUGUCGCUCCUGCGACUGUGCGGACGCCCACUUGCUGCACCCUCUGCGAACGCUUCGACGCGACCCUCACCCACCGCCGCGGAGCAUGUCCAUGACGACUUGAGGGAGAAACUCGACUUGAUAAUUGACGGUGGGCCAUGUGAAGUGGGUGUGGAAAGCACAGUCGUAGAUGGCCUGUCAAAUCCACCAGCAAUAUUACGACCAGGCGGUGUCACGGUAGAGCAGUUGAGACAAUGCCCAGGUUGGGAGAGCGUGAUUGUUGGAUAUAAGGAUAAGCAAGCAGAAGAUUCAAGCAAACCGCGAGCGCCUGGAAUGAAGUACAGACAUUACAGUCCAAAGGCAUCCGUUCUUUUGUUUGAAUCCGGAGCAAACAAACCUACGCCUGACGAGCUCAAGAGUAAGAGCAGGAUUGGAAUAAUCCGGACAAAGGGUUGGGAACCUGUAUUAGGCCUCCCCUCUCAGAAAGUACACAAGCCAGAUAUGAUUGGACAGGUGGUCUGCUCUUCACCGGACACAGCAGCUUCCCUAGAUGCUGACACCUCUCCGUCACGACUUUCCAACCUCCUACGCUCCGUCACUCAGCACCAAAUACCGCAUUCAGAUCACUAUAUUGUCAAACCCGGCGCGAUUCAGGUGUGGGAUAUCGAUCUUGGGGCCAAGACAGAAGAUGUCGCGAGAGGAUUAUUCUCGGCGCUUAGAGAGCUGGACAAGAAGGCUGUUGAGACGAUAUAUGUAGAGGGCAUUGACGAUAAGACGGGUGAUGAUAUUGCAGCUGCAGUCAUGAACCGGCUUAGGAAGGCUGCUGAGAUAAGGUGUUAA